This is a messenger RNA of Plasmodium malariae, 2502 nucleotides long. Its product is annotated as conserved Plasmodium protein, unknown function. Lineage: Eukaryota; Apicomplexa; Aconoidasida; Haemosporida; Plasmodiidae. The record is from RefSeq and is a predicted model, not a curated record. The coding region runs from base 1 to 2502 and encodes 833 amino acids. The transcript is spliced from 6 exons.
AUGGCAAAAAAAAAGAAACAAAUACAUUUAAACAUAAUCGAUUUACAAAAAAUAUAUCAAAAAGAUGAUUUAAUAAUUAGUUCCUCAACUCCUGAAGAAAAUGCAGCAGACAUAAAAAAAAAAAAAAUUUUUGAAAAAAAUGAACUUGUACAGAAUAUUGAAUGGAGAACAGUAGACCUAAAAAAACAAACAAAUAAUAAAACAGAUGAGAUUAACAAUAAGAAGGAAGAUAAUAAAAUUUACCAUUCAACAUUUGAUAAAAAUAACAACAAAAAAAAUGAUACUGUUGUCCUUGGAGGGAAAAAUAAAACAAAAGCGAAUAUACUCAAUGGUGAAGAUAUAGACUUUGCCAAUGUAAGAAGCAAAGCAAGUAACGAUGUAGAUUUCGCUAACUUAAGAAGAAAAGCAAGUAACGAUGUAGAUUUCGCUAACUUAAGAAGAAAAGCAAGUAACGAUGUAGAUUUCGCUAUCUUAAGAAGCAAAGCAAGUAACGAUGUAGAUUUCACUAAUUUAAGAAAUAAAUCAAAAGACGACGUCGAUUUCGCAAAUAUAAGAAGCAAAAGAAGCGAAGAUGUCGACCACGGAAAUAUGAGGAGUAAAAAGAACGAAGAUGUUGACCUUUCCAGUGUACGGAACAAAAGGAACGACAGUGUUGAUUUUUCAAAUGUUAGAAAUAAAAAAAGCGAUGAUGUUGAUUUUUCAAAUGUUAGAAAUAAAAAAAGCGAUGAUGUUGAUUUUUCAAAUGUUAGAAAUAAAAAAAGCGACGAUAUUGACUUUUCCAGUGUACGGAACAAAAGAAACGACAGUGUUGACUUUUCAAAUGUUAGAAGCAAAACAAGUGAUAACAAAGAAACGAAAGAAAAUACUGAAACGAAUGAAAAACCGUAUUAUGUAUUGAAGUUAGAACAACUAAGAAAAGAAAAAGAAUCAGAGAAGAAAACAAAAGAUGGUUCAAUAUCUAAUAAUACAGAUGAAAAAAGAGAAAAGGACGAAGUGAAAGAAGAUAUAAGGGGGAAAGAAGCCGAAAAAGAAGCCGAAAAAGGGGCAGAAAAGGAGGUCGAAAAGGAGGGUGAAAAUAAGGUAGAAAGAAUAAUUGCAGAAAUGAAUGAAAAAAUAAAGGAUCAAGUAAAACAAAAUGGAAAAGAUGCAAAGGAUGUAAAUGAUUCAAAAGAGGGAAGACAAGAAGAAGAAGUGAAAGUAACAGUAGACAUGAAAGAGGAUAACGAGAUGAAAAAAAUGGAAGUAGCUAGUGUGGAAGAAAAAACCAAAGCGGCUGGAAUGGAAGAAAAGGUCAAAGAAGGCGAAAUGGAAAAAAAGAAAUUCGUACCUAAAAGAGUUAUUAUGUACAGGCAAGCACUGAAGGAGCAAGAAGAAAAGACUUUGAAAAAGCUAGAGGAAGAGAAAGCACAAAGAGAAUUGAAAAGACAACUUAUAAAAAGUCAAGGGUUAUCAACUUUUAUACCGUCCGCAAAAUUGUUACAUAUGAAAAACAUGCAAGAACAAAGUAAAGAUGAAAACACAAAAGAAAACAAAAAUGAAGGAAAAAAAAAAGGAGGAAGUAUUAAAAAUGAAGAGAUAAACGAGAACAAAAAAUAUACAGCUACAUUGAAAAGAAAUAAAAUUGAGGAACAAAGUAAUACAACAAAUGCAAAAAAUGUAAAAAAUAUUAUUUUAGAAUUAGCUGAAAAAACCGAAAAUGCAAAAAUCGUUGAAAAAGCAGAUAUUGAAGAAAUAGCUAAAAAAAGAAGAGAAGAAAUUUACAAAAAACAAUUAGAAAAAAUUACAAAACAAAAUGAAGAGAAUACUAGAUAUAACAAUAUAUAUAAACACGAUUUAAAUAGUAUUAAACUCUUUUAUAAUCAAAUCAAAAAUAAAAUUUAUGAAAGUUAUGCAUUUACCCAGGAGGAGUGCGCAAGUGUUUGUACCCCACUGAAGAUGGAUGAGUGUAACUACUUGGAGAGUCAUGUACCGUUCUAUGUGGCCUUGUCUGUUUUCAUUUUAAGCAUUCCGCAAAAAGCAGAGGAUGAUGUUUAUUUGAAGAAAGCACAAAAUAUGAAAAAUUUACUUCUUUACCUAAAACAAAAUAGCAAAAUAGAAAAUCAUGAUCAGUACAUACUAAAUGACACAAUAAAUUUAUGCGACAAGUUAAACUACCCGCAUAUAUCAGAAGAAACCUCCUUAAUUGAAGCUGCUUUUGACUCGUUGCUAUUUUCAGGCGUUAUUCCAAAGGAUUCAUUCAUAAAAUGGUUCCAAGAGGAUGACUUUGAUUCAGAACUAAAAAGCAAAGCUAUGCUUCAGCUAAUUUAUUGGCACAAAUGGGUAACAGCAGAAGAGGAUGAAGAAAUGGAAGGAGUAGAAGAAGAAGAAGAAGAAGAAGUUGAAGAAGUAGAAGAAGAUGAAAAAGCAAUAAAUGAAAAAAAUAAGAUGGAAAAUGCAUCAGAUAUAGAGAAAAAUGUUCCUAAGAAUUUUAUCUUUAAAAAAAUUAAAAAGAAAUUUAUUUAA